AUGGUUAACAGGAAGGCGAAGAAGGCAGUGACGGAGGCAAAGAGCAUUGCAUACAAGAAAAUGUAUGAACGCCUUGAAACAAAGGAGGGGCGGUCGACUACCGAAUCGAUACACAUUCUAAGGAGAUUGAUGGAGAAAUACAGGGAAAAGAAACAAGAUCUACAUAUGGUGUUCAUUAACCUUAAACAGGCAUAUGAUAGUGUACCACGUAAACUGAUUUGGGAUAGUUUGGAGGGUAGAGGGGUUCCUGAAGGGGAUACAAAUUUCUUCCCUGUCGAGGUAGGACUCCACCAAGAGUCUGCGUUGAGUCCGUUUCUCGUUGCGGUUAUCCUAGAUGAGUUGUAA
Molecule: messenger RNA, 345 nt
Organism: Helianthus annuus (common sunflower)
Lineage: Eukaryota; Viridiplantae; Streptophyta; Magnoliopsida; Asterales; Asteraceae
Exons: 3
Coding region: 1-345 (114 amino acids)
Source: RefSeq, a predicted model, not a curated record